Austrofundulus limnaeus is the source of this 1376-nucleotide messenger RNA. Its product is annotated as splicing factor 3B subunit 2. Lineage: Eukaryota; Metazoa; Chordata; Actinopteri; Cyprinodontiformes; Rivulidae. Gene Ontology annotation, cellular component: U12-type spliceosomal complex; nucleus. The record is from RefSeq and is a predicted model, not a curated record.
GUUAACCCCGUCGUUGUUCAUGAGAGAAGCACAACAUGGCAUCUGACGGAGCACCGGGAACUGACUCUCUCCCGUCCGAUUUAGGAAGUGCUAUCGCGGCMUUAAACACAUGGAGCAAUCCGGAGCUUCAAGCCAAGCUGGCGGAGCUGGGAGCGCCGACCAUGGGCCCAAGAGAGGAGCUCAUAGAGCGGCUGAAGGGCUACAUGAUGCAGACUGGCAUUAUCCUCAGCAAACCGAAUGAGGACAAACCAAUGGGUCCUCAGAUUCCAGGUAUGCCUCCUCUCCCCCCGAUGCCCAUGCCACCCAUGCCCCCUGGCAUCAGUAUGCUCCAGCCUAUGGGUAUGAUGCCCCCCGGCGGCCCCCCUCCACCUGUUCUACCCAUGGGCAUGGAGCGCACGCCUCUGCCCCCUCCCGUCCUAUCGCAGGACAACCAACUGAAGAUGGCUCAGCAGAGGGCAGCCAUGGUUUUACACCACGAGGGAGACGAAAAGGACCUUCUGGAGCAACAGAAAAGGGCUGCAGUGCUGAUGGAACAGGAGCGUCAGCAGGAGAUGGCCAAGAUCUCUGCUAGAUCUAUGCCCACUGUCACCGAAAUAAGAGUUUCGGCCUUGGAUCCUCGUGGGCCGCUUCCUCCUGGCAUCACUUUGUUGCCGUCCCACAAACAGAGGGCGCCACCCCCUCCAGGCGAGGACAAGGAGCUCUGGCAGAACGAGGAAAUGAGCAUCAGUGGACCCAAGAUCCCCCAGGCUCUGGAGAAGAUCCUGCAGCUGAAGGAGAUCAGACAGGAGCAGCUCACUGAUGUAGCAGACGACGAUGACGAGGGAGCAGACAUGGAUACAAACAACUCCUCAGGACUGCUGAUGUCUGAGAACGAAGAUGACGGGCAGUUGUCGAAAAAAGACAAAAACCGUCGACGCAGAAACCGCAAGAAGAAGAGCAAGAAGAAGCGAGCGCAGGAGAAGAAGGAGCAGGCUGAGCAGCAACAACAACAACAGCAGCAGCAGCAGCAGAAGAAGAAGGACGGUGGUGAAAAGGAAAAGGAGAAAGACAAAGAUAAAGAUAAAGACAAAGGGAAGGAUCCUGAGGUGGAGAUCGAGUACGUCACAGAGGAACCGGAGAUUUACGACCCCAACUUCAUCUUUUUCAAGAGGAUUUUUGAAGCUUUUAAGUUGACUGAUGAUGUGAAGAAAGAGAAGGACAAAGAGCCAGAGAAGGCCGAGAAGCAGGAGAUGCUAGGUGUCCUGCGGAAAAAGGGAUUUGAAUUGGAGCGAAAAGACAGCGAUGAUAGUGAUGAGGAAGUCAAACAAGAUGCACCGAAACUGUCUAAGAAGAAGCUGAGGAGGAUGAACAGGCUGACUGUGGCUGAACUCAAGCAG